GCUGCCGGCCGCCGCCUACGUCAUCAAUGUGACGGCCGCCAACCCAGCGGGCGUCGCCUCGCACGUGACGCUGGUCAGGACGCGCGAGUCUGUCGACGUGGGCGCCUCCUCAGUGCCAGCCGACCUGCGGCCGGGCCCCACGCUGGGCCUGCGCGUCGUGGUGCCCGUGGUCGCCUCCCUCGUCAGCCUGCUGAUGGUCGCCUCGGCCGCGUAUCUAUGCGUCCGGAAGAGGCGGCGGAAAGUGCCGCUGUACUUGGCGGAGCCGCCGGGGUACGCCGUCGGUGGCAAGGCCCCGGAGCCACCUCCGCCGCCGCCGCCGCCGCCGCCACCGCCGUCGCUGCCGGCGUCUGUUGCGGAGCCCCAGAAGCGUGAAGAUGUAUGCCCGUACGCCACGUAUUACCCGGCGUCGCGGAGCCGGGCGCCGGGGCUGACCUCAGGUCACUGUGCGUCGCUGCCGACCCCGCUGGCCGCUGACCCGAGCGUCGACAUGGAGGCCGCGUACGCCGACCCACGGCAGCACCUGCUCAGGCUGCCCCUGCACGGCCCGCCCCAGCGGCAGCGGGUGCGCAGUCUGCCGGUCAGCGAUGAGUACGACUCACCCGACUCGGACUCGGACUCGGUGGGCGUGCUGGGUCAGGGCAGGUCAGCGUCCCUGCGCAGGGCCCACCGCCACCACGCGAGAGAUCAGCGGUCGUACGGCCGAGUCCUCCAGCUCCUCCUGCCAGGCGUCACCUGA
Messenger RNA from Pollicipes pollicipes, 736 nucleotides. Its product is annotated as WAS/WASL-interacting protein family member 3. The transcript is spliced from 6 exons. Lineage: Eukaryota; Metazoa; Arthropoda; Thecostraca; Pollicipedomorpha; Pollicipedidae. Bases 194 to 736 code for a protein of 180 amino acids. The record is from RefSeq and is a predicted model, not a curated record.